AUGCGCUCACCUUUCUUUCCCGUACUAUAUUGCGUCGGCUUCGGUUACGCCGCGGCUAAUACAUCUGCUGACAACGAUAAACGUGACUGGAACACCUCUGUUUCGAAGGCCAACGCGAUUCUAGCAGAACUAACUCUCGAAGAGAAGACAGCAGUCGUCACGGACGCGAACCCGCUGACUGGCCUUGGAUGCAUCGGUAGCAUUGGUGCAAUCCCUCGGCUCAACUUCUCUAGCAUCUGUUACUCUGAUGGUUCGUCUGGUGUGAAUCGCGCCGAUCUUACCAGUGUGUUUCCAGCUGGCUUGACGGCUGCUGCAACUUGGGAUGCGGACUUGAUGUAUCGUCGUGCGGUGGCUAUUGGCGAAGAAUUUCGGGCAAAGGGCAUGCAUGCUUGUCGUGUCUGGGAGGGGUUUUCUCCUGAUCCGUACCUCACUGGCAUCGCGAUGGAUCGCUCUAUUCGAGGCCUCCAAAGCGUGGGCCCUUUUAUGGAUGCUAUCAACGCGAAGCCUGCCGCAGUCAUGUGUAGUUACAAUCGUUUCAACGAGACAUAUACUUGCGAGCUUUCCAAGCUGUUGACUGGUAUUUUGCGGGAUGAACUCGGCUUUGAGGGAUACACCAUAUCUGACUGGUAUGCCACACAUUCGACGGCGGCCUCUAUCAAUGCUGGUCUGGACAUGGAAAUGCCGGCCACAACGGUACCUGGGCAAGGUACUUCUUGGUUCGGAGACCAUGUCAAAACGGCCGUUGAAGAUGGCAGUGUCUCCACCAACCGCCUAGACCAGAUGGUCCGUCGUAUCUUGACUCAGUACUAUCUUCUGGGUCAAGAUGAUAGCGGCUUCCCGAGCCUGGAUCCUUCGAUUCUCUCCGUCAUCGCAGCCCAGUAUCAACAAAACUUGGGAGAUAUCGUCAGCCACCCCCCUACCAGAGAUGUACGUGGUGAUCACGCCAAGCUCAUCCGAAAAAUCAGGGCCGCUGGUGCUGUCUUGCUCAGAAACAACAACACGCUGCCUCUUAAGACUCCAAUGAACAUUGGAGUCUUUGGGAAUGAUGCUGCCGACUUGACGGACGGCCUGGUCUACCAAGAUCCGCCUGCAACGAACGUCGAGUUUGAGUACGGAACCUUGGAUAUUGGCGGUGGCUCCAGCAGCGUUCGCCAUACGUAUGUGAGCAGCGGUGCUCGCGUACAGUACAUUCUCAACAAUGGAAGUCUUGCUGCUGGGGACUUCCAUAGCCUUUAUCCCGUGCCCGAUGUAUGCAUUGUCUUUCUCAAGACUUUUGCCGCAGAGGGAUUUGACCGUGUCUCUUUUGAGGCCAGUUGGAACUCUACAGCAGUGGUCACGCAGGUUGCGAAUAUGUGCAACAACACCGUAGUGGUCACUCACUCUGUUGGUGUCAACACUAUGCCAUGGGCUAGCCACCCCAAUGUUCGCGCCAUUGUCGCCGCCCAUCUGCCUGGCGAACAAACCGGCAACUCCACCGCGGGCAUCCUCUGGGCGACGUCAACCCCGGACUACAAUAUCCCCGUCACGAACCUCACCAGCGAUGAGGUGACUUCUCCUGGCGUGUGGCAGGCCAACUUCACUGAGGGUCUAAACAUCGAUUAUCGUCACUUCGACGCUGAAGGAGUCGAACCUCUCUAUGAGUUUGGAUUCGCUGGCAAUGAGGCUUCCUUACCUCUGAGCGACCUCUUCAUCCCCGUGGCGAACGUAACAAUCCGAGUGACUAACACCGGUGACCGAAGCGGCGCAACCGUUAUUCAGCUCUACAUGUCACUGCCCACUAAUUCAGCUCCCUCUAGUACGCCCAUCAAGGUCCUUCGAGGUUUCUCAAAGGUUGAGCUGGGCCCAGGCGAGACCCGCCAGGUUGCUUUCGAGUUGAAGCGCCGAGACUUCAGCUACUGGGACACUGAUAUAUAGACUUGGCGCGUUCCCGCGGGACAAUUCCAGCUCGACGUGGGUUUCAGUUCAAGGAACCUUGAGAAAUCGGUCAAAUUUUCGAUGCUGUGAAGGGUACUGAAUAUCCUGUUUUGGAAAUACUAGCCUAGAUUCCAC
This is a messenger RNA of Colletotrichum godetiae, 2049 nucleotides long. Its product is annotated as glycoside hydrolase superfamily. The record is from RefSeq and is a predicted model, not a curated record. The transcript has 7 exons. Bases 1 to 1914 code for a protein of 637 amino acids. Lineage: Eukaryota; Fungi; Ascomycota; Sordariomycetes; Glomerellales; Glomerellaceae. Gene Ontology annotation, molecular function: beta-glucosidase activity. Gene Ontology annotation, biological process: glucan catabolic process.